This is a messenger RNA of Suillus bovinus, 1103 nucleotides long. RefSeq lists its product as uncharacterized. The transcript has 7 exons. Lineage: Eukaryota; Fungi; Basidiomycota; Agaricomycetes; Boletales; Suillaceae. The coding region runs from base 86 to 832 and encodes 248 amino acids. The record is from RefSeq and is a predicted model, not a curated record.
GCUUCCUAGUCCGAGUCAGGCUGUCCAAUUCGCCUUCCCCAUCCUUGUUCUUUUUAUCCAUCAUGCUGUCACUCUGAGCCAAGCCAUGGUCGUUGAUGGUGGUUGUGGCAACAUUGUACCCAGAGGUAGCUUUGCGCAGACGCCCACUGAUAUGACUCCAGCCUGUUUUGGCUUUCCCACCUUUCUUCCUUCUAUCAUGUCGUCGCUCUCCAGGGUAUCAUCGUUGAUAGUGGUCUCGGUAGCAGCAGGGCUUGUACCCAGAGGUGCUUUGGCGCAGGCGUCCACUGCGACAUGCAUAUCUUCUGAUAGUUGGAUGAACAACAGCCUCCAACAGAACCCUUGCGUGGUUGCUUCCUACCUCCAGGGCGUCUGCGUGGGUGGAGAUUUUACAGUCGGUCCUUUGUCUCCCGGUUGGUUUUAUGGAGCUCCCUCGGGCGAUGGAACAACCGCUUGCGCAUGUAGUACAGUAACCUACUCGAUGUUGGCCGCUUGCAGCGUUUGUCAGGAUACCUUGUAUUUGUCCUGGUCUUCCUGGUGCUCCAACUGCUCCAUGAUAUCCAUCGGAUUAUAUCCGAUGGACAUUCCUGCUGGUACCAAAGUUCCGAAUUGGGCAUAUUUGAACGUGACUGCUGGGUUCGACCCUAUCGCAGCGCUAAACAACGGAGGUCAGGAUUUGGGCAUUACCUCUGUGUCACAAGAAGCCAAUUCACUCACUUUUUGUAGACUUCCCGGAAUCUACUGCAACCCAUGUACCAUCUACUACCACUACCACAGUCACUUAUUUGUCCACUUUGUCUGCUUCGUUCAUCACUGUGUACGCCUCUUUGACUAGUUCUUCAGCCGCAGCCACAGGACUUUUUCCGUCAUCAACAUCUACUAGUAGCUUAACAAGUUCAAACGUUAGAACUGUAGCUGGGGGUGUUGUUGGCGGAGUUAUAGGAGGUGCAGCCAUCAUAAGCUUCGUGAUCUGGUUCCUUGCCAAACGUCAUCUCUCCUCAAAACCAUCAGCCGCUUUCAACAUAGGUGGAGGUCCGGACCGCAGUCGAAGUUUUUACUCUACUCACACUAAUACAUUUUCGAUGACGCGGCAAUCACGUCUCUAU